This is a messenger RNA of Dermacentor andersoni, 653 nucleotides long. RefSeq lists its product as uncharacterized. Lineage: Eukaryota; Metazoa; Arthropoda; Arachnida; Ixodida; Ixodidae. The record is from RefSeq and is a predicted model, not a curated record.
CACAAGUCCGUUCACGAUGUCCUUUGAGGUCGAAUCCCCUCGACGAACAGGCGACGCAGGUGCCGCGGCUUCCAUCGGCAGCACUGCGCCACCUGCUGCCGCACCGCCAGAGCGCCGCCAGAAGACCCAAGGUCCUCCGGUGACAGUGCAGCCAGUGCUGUACAGCAGCGCGUUGGCCGCCUUGGCGGCAUCGUCGCCACCAUCGGUAGAGUACGCAACGCCCGGCCGCGCACCCGCAUCGUCCGGCGACGGCGGCCGCAAUGGCGGCCGCAGGAGGCGGAGGACCAACAGCGACCGCCAGCGCAUGCGCGCAGAGAUUCUGGCGCUCGCACGAUCCCCGGGCUGCUGGCGCCCCCUGCUGGUCUUCGUCUUCAGCCUGGUGAUCGGGCUCACGCUAGCGGUGGCCGCCUACGGAAUCAGGGGUACCCGCCUGGACGGUGGAGCGAUGCCUCCGCGCGGGAACAGCACCUACUAGGAUGCAGCAGGCGACCGCUGUAGCGGCGGCUGCUGGCGCGCCGCAACCGCUCAUGGUCAAGAUGGUUAAAAAUGAUUUGCUUGCACGAGUUUGCGUUCCAUCAGCGGUCAGGUGUCUCGGAUUCUUUCUUUUUCUUCGAAAUAAUUUGUUUGCCAAAUAAUAGUAAAGUUGAUGAAAU